This is a messenger RNA of Fusarium odoratissimum NRRL 54006, 981 nucleotides long. RefSeq lists its product as uncharacterized. NCBI's taxonomy places the organism in Eukaryota, Fungi, Ascomycota, Sordariomycetes, Hypocreales, Nectriaceae. The record is from RefSeq and is a predicted model, not a curated record. The transcript has 3 exons. Bases 1 to 981 code for a protein of 326 amino acids.
AUGCAGGUCUCAGGCCAGCACCCCGCAAUCUCCUUGGCUGAAGACCUUCAGCCUUCAAGACCGACAGACUCUGUUACCGCAGCAAGCAAUCCAUUGACCCCGGGCUCGGAAGCUACGCAGCAACGUGCUUCAACGCCACCUCCUACUGGCGAUCCUAUUUCUCAACAAGUUAAGACGGAUGGGCCAACGUCUGCAAUCGUUGUUAAUGAGUCAAGUUCCUCCGUACCAAAUUCUGAUCAGAUAUCUCUAAAAACAAAGCCUUUUGGAGCACAAUUGCAUUUGUGGCAAGAAGCUUACAAUGCGGUGGAAGAGAACACCCAGAAGUGGAUUGACGAGAAUGUCGGAGUGUGGCCCGACAACACCAACCCUUUCCCUGAACCAGUGGACCUGGUUCGCAGCAGCGAAGAGAAACAUGAUGAAAAGGCCUGGCAGUUUGGGCACGGCGGUCGCCCCAUUUUGCUGAGGGAUUACACGAAUAAUGUUAGCUCUUGCUUGACUGCAAUCGGAGACAUUGCUAUCAACUUUGCUCCUGCACCGUCCCCGACUGUUUGGAAUGCUGUAAAAGUGCUUCUCAAGUCUAUAAUCACAAGAUGGCCGGCUAAUGGCGAUCUGGCGAACGUGUUCCAGUGUGAGGACCUUGCGUCCAUUAUGGGAUGCACGGAUAUGGUUCUGUGUCUCGUCAGGCGCGGCACAAUAUACGAAGAAGUUUAUCUUCACGAUCGUCCUCUUUCUCCUAUCCAAGACGACCUGAAGACGAAGCUGGUCAGUUUGUAUAAAACCUGUUUGGAGUUUCUUACUCUUGUACACCAAGAGGUGAAGCAAGGAAACUUGAAGCGGUUUCUUGAAGCUCUUCUAGAUCCAGGUCACGGGGAGAAACGCGUUUCAGAUGUGAAAGAACUUGAGCAAGACUUAGAAAACACCGCUCGAGCUUACGACACUGUUGUGAAUCUGGCCAGAAGCAAAAAGCACCGCGAAGAUUGA